ACCCCGCCACGUGCACAAUAUUCCCCAUAUCAAUUCAUUCAUACCCCACGCCUUCCCAAAAUCAGUCCUCGUCUUCCUCCUCUCACAGCUGGUUGUAAACCUCGAUCAGUGAUUAGAGAUACAGCAAUGGCGGACAAGCCAAGCCGAGCUGUGGUUUUGUACGGAGAUGGGUUGGUCCGUUUCGUCGACCCAUCACACAUCCAUCUCCACUCUCUCGCUUCUAAAGCUUCCUGUGGCUUCUUGAGCCUCCCCAUUGCCCCUCCCUCAGAAAGCGAGGAUGAGAGAAUAGUUAGAGAGUUUGCAUUACUGCUGGAUGCAUAUGAAGCUUACCAUGAUACAGUGAGAUCCACAUCUUUGGUUACCAUAUCAGAAAGGUUCAUGGGGAUGAAAGCUGCGAUAUUUACAAACAAUGCAAGUUUGAAAUCUUUUGGUACCAAACUUGGUUUCAGCGUGUUCCAAAUCGAUGCUCUUUAUGGUACUAACCCGCCAGUUGAUUUUGGGGCAUCUGAGUUACUUAAGUUGCUUGGGUUUCAAGUAGGGAAGACAGUGGAGACGAGCCAGUACGAUUUAGUUUUUGUGCAUGUUGGGGCUGGUGAGGUGAAUGUUGAAAAAGACAAGGCUACUGAUGAUAUGGGAUAUCUCAAUGCUUUGGUUGGUGCUAUAACGCAAAUAGCCCAACCUGGAUCUGAAAUUGGUGCCCGUUUGCACUUGUCUGUUGUGACGAGCUAUGGGAAGGUCUCAGAAGAGGAUGAUCCCAACUUGUCAGUCUCAUUUAGAAAAGAUGAUGAAAAAUCUGAUCUUUCAAAGCUUGUUCCUCGUCAAAGUUACACCAUGAAAGGAUCUCAACCACGAAAGGAUGUUAGGCACCAUUGCCCAAUGUUAAUUGCUCAGUGGCAAUAUGCAGUAACUCGCAAGGAUAUGGCUGAGACAUUCUCAUUUAAGGAUUUCAAAGAGUACGGUGGAAAUCUUGUGAUACCAGCAGAUAGGUUUCUGCACGAAGUGGCCUUCAAGCUUUGGAAGGCCCCGAAAUAUGGAGCUUGAGAAGGCAAGUUUAUACAAGACUCUGUAAGCAAGGAAGCUAAACCUGAGGGGCAGAGCAUCCCGUUGCUUAUCUAAAAUGUUUUCCUAAGCAUUUCUCAACUUUAACUUGCCUUACCGGACCCUACAUGUAAUAAGAUUAAUCUGUAUGUGACCUCAAACACCGCCCGUGUUGGGCAUUCCCCACUGCAAAUUGGGGAUAGAAAAUUUUGUUCAUUUUGAUAUUUAAUGAUAACUCUGGAAAUUAGAGAAUUCCAUCUGCCGAAUAGGCCAGUUAUGAACACUCAA
Prunus mume (Japanese apricot) is the source of this 1326-nucleotide messenger RNA. RefSeq lists its product as uncharacterized. The record is from RefSeq and is a predicted model, not a curated record. Lineage: Eukaryota; Viridiplantae; Streptophyta; Magnoliopsida; Rosales; Rosaceae.